AUGGCGGAAUAUUUUGCUCACAUACUGAGAAGAUGGUUCCUGGAAGGGGGAAAAUAUGAAGAUGGAAAUUACUGGGGUGGAAUAUGGGCUGAUCUGGAGAAAGAGUUUAACGAAUUAAUGGAACGUUUAAAGACGGAUACUACAGAAGUAGCAGCCCUUUGUAGUGAAAUAGACAAGAGCAAAACUAUAAUGGAAAACGUUAAGAAAGAAAUGUGCAAAACUCUAAUAAGAAUAAAGUUCUUCAUGAGUGGAAUUAAAGGAAAAGGGAAAGCAGUCGAUGGGCAACCGGAAAUAGAACAACUGGGAGAAGUGGAAUCUUAUUUCAGGUGUAUAAUAGGAAGUAUGACUAUGGUGAAAUUAUAUAAAGGACAUUGUAAGUUAGAUGAAAUAGCUAAAUGGAUAAUGGAACCAGCAAGGGUAAGUUUAGAAGCACGUAAAUUAAUAGGAGCACAUGAGAAGUGUAAAGAUCUACCAUUCAGUGGAAUGAAAAUAGGAGCAAAUUUUAUAGGAAAUAAAGUAAAUGGAUGGUUAGAAAAGAAGAAAAACGGAACUCAAAUGUACGGAACUAUAAUGAACAAUACAGGGUGUCAAAAGGGUAAGCAAGAAGAAAGCAAAAAGGGUAUGGUCGAAUUAUUAGGAAGGAACGAUGAGAGUGAACUGCAGGAAUUUGCUGAUAGUAGUAAUAAUUUGGCGAGUGACAAAUUAGAGGAAGUAUUAAAGAAAGUAGGAGAUAGAAUGAAAAAAAAGAAGACUCCAUAUGAAUGUCCUGGUAGUACCUCCACCCCUGGAGGAUCUGAAGACAAGGAAGAACUUGGUAUAGAAGAAUGGUUUACAACAUUCUCUAGAAGUGUAUCCAGCACGGACAAAGAUUAUUAUAAAGAACUGGAGAGUAUGUUAGAUAUAUGCGAUCAGAAUGAAACAUUAGAAGGGGAUGUGAAGUUAGAGAAGUACAAAGAUUUUUGUAAAGUAAUGGUAAGGAAUGUAAUGUUAGUAACGGAUAUUGAAAACCAGCACAAGACAGAUCAGACAAAAUGUAAAAACACUGUGAAAGAUAUUCCCUUAUGUGAACUAUUAAGAGUAUGGAUGUACUAUAUGAAUGCUUUUUGUGUACCGAAGGCAGUUAUAGAACAUGCCCUUCAGGGGGUGAAAGCAGUAAGGGGGAACAUGGAUAAAGAUAAGAACUAUGCGGAAUGUUCUUAUGAUGGUGUACUUAACAUUCCUGAGCGAAAAGGAAAUGAUAUGAGAGGUGAAUUGUACGAACUAUUUGAGACAAAUAUUAUGCUUAAUAAAAUAAUAGCAUUAACUAACCGGAAAUGGUGUCAAAGUAGUACACGGCACUACAGGGGAGGAAAGGCGCCUGGGGAUCCGAAGCCUGCACGUGACGACAGUGGGGCGGGUGGUAGCACAGUUGUAAGUAGUCCAGAAUUGAAAAAACUGAAAAAUACUAUUAAAAAAAUAGAGGAAGAAGUAAAGAAGGAAGUAGAAGCAGAGCGGAAGCUUCUGGAGGACGCCUUGCAGGAAGCCAUAGCAGAAAAUAAUAAACAGGCAUCAUCACCUCCCCCAAAUCCAUCCUCCUCCGAUGCUCUCUGUACUGAUGGAGAUCUAUGUACCCGCGUAAAAUGCGUAUCAGGGAAGUGGCAUCAGAAUAAGGGACAUACGAACGGAGUGAAGUGGAGCAAUAUGGAGAGUGAUAUUAGCAGCAGCGGCACAAAAAUGUUUGAACAUAUAUCUACAAUUGGUGGAAGUAUGGAGGGAACUUGUAAUAGAAAUACAGAGAAACAUAGUAGAAUAGUUACGGACCCAGAGAGAAGGACAUGCCAAUACAUUAGUGCAGGAUUACAGUACAUAUACGGUAUUAACAUAGCCGAUGAGGGUAAGAACCAACAGAAAGGGGGCGAUGGACAGAAGGCCAAGGACAAUAGGGAUUUUAAGCAAACUAUGAUGUGCCUCCUACUAAAUGCCUAUGCAAAUAAGUUAAAGCAGGAGGUGAAAUCCCCCUGUAAGAUCGAGGAGGAAACAAUAAAACAGUCAUUUCAGAGAGGGAAUAACAAACUUACGAGUUGGUGUAAGGAUAGAAAUAAUGGGAAGGUUGAUUGUCUUGAAUGUAAAAGGGAGGACUACUCAAAAUGCACAAUAAACGAUAAAGAAAUAAAGGACGAAGUGGAAGAAUUGCUCCAGAGGAAUAACAGAAUAACACAAACUCUAAGUACUCUAAAUGAUAUAAAUAAGAACUUAUGCCAACGCGCCCAAUGUGUAACAACACAAUGGAAAAAUGACAAAAGGGAAGAGAAAAAGGGCACAACGGUGUGGGAGAAAGACAUUUGGGACUAUGGGGACAUGCAGAAAAUAUUGAAUGCCCUAUAUGAUGCUAUGAAAAGUGGAAACACAACAGAGGAGCCUCUAUGCAAUAACAUUAAUGGGCAAUCUGGUAAAACAGAAACAGAAUCAGAAAAAAAGGCAUGUAAUUACAUAGUUAAGGGGAUAAAGCAUGUAUACAGCAUUAAAGAGGAUCCGAAGGGCACUGAUGAUCAGCACAAAAAAAAUUACAAAAGGUUUAAACAAACUAUGGCCUGUCUAAUAUUGAAUGAAUAUGGAAAACUUCUUGGGGAAAAACCUUGUAUUGGGAUGAGCACUAUAAAAAAUGCAUUUACUGCCGGUGAGAAUGUUCAUAACGGUAAUGAAUGCACCGAGGAACCAUGUGAAAAAUGUACGUGGGACGAAUGUUCAAAUUUUACAAUUAGACCAGACAACCAACGGCAAAAAAUAAAGAAGAAGCUCCUAGAGAAGAACGAAAUACAGGAAACUCUGGAUUCCAUAUGUCCAAAACCACCACCUCCCCCACCAAUACCACCCCCUACCCCCCGAUCGGAAGAUUCAGGUAUUCCCCCACCAGAACCAGCACCUGCUGCUGCUGCACCUAAAAUAGAACCAACAGCAGUGCUAGUACCACCACCAGGUGCACCACAACCAGGUAAGAGUACAGAACCUUCCAGUAGCACUCCCAGAGGUAAGGAAUGUAACGACCUAGAAAACAAUACUGACCAUGAUCGUAUUUUCUCAUGCCUUGAGAAGUCUAAUAGUCAAAGUGUUCCAGAUAAUAGUAAUGUUGACGACAGGCACGAAGCCAAUAGGGGGACCGGUCCACUUGGCGAAAAAGGUACUAACCCAGCCGUUGUUGACAUAAAAACAAUCACUGCUUCUGUUAUUUCAGGUCCAGGUCCUACUAUAACAGUUCCAGAAUCCCAAACUCCAAGCACAGGAACAGACACCCAAACUCCUUCCGGUGAUCCUACUUCGUCUGACCCUUCUUCUGUCUCAGAAGUCCUACCGAAAGAUCCAGGUAAUAAUAAUAAAAGAAAAAAUAAACACUCCUAA
Messenger RNA from Plasmodium coatneyi, 3375 nucleotides. Its product is annotated as SICA antigen. Bases 1 to 3375 code for a protein of 1124 amino acids. Lineage: Eukaryota; Apicomplexa; Aconoidasida; Haemosporida; Plasmodiidae. The transcript has 5 exons. The record is from RefSeq and is a predicted model, not a curated record.